AUGGCGACUGAGAUUGUCCAUACUAUUGAGAUAUCUCUAGUGGACAUUUCCACAAAAUCAGUGACUUUGGGUCCUCAGAUAGCUACCAUUGUCCGGAAAAUUCCGGGCGUCCUGUUUAAGGUGAAUGACCUCGGAAGUAAAUAUAUUUCCCAAUUAGGAAAAGUUCAGGACGAGUUCAAUUAA
Messenger RNA from Paracoccidioides lutzii Pb01, 183 nucleotides. RefSeq lists its product as hypothetical. The coding region runs from base 1 to 183 and encodes 60 amino acids. The transcript is spliced from 2 exons. The record is from RefSeq and is a predicted model, not a curated record.